AUGUCAAGAAGAGGCUUACGAGAUGAAGAAAUCGAACGAUUAUUGUGUGAAAUUCCAUCAGACGAGGAUUCCACUGUUGACACCACAGAUGACGAAUCUGAUUAUGAAGCAAGCAUUGUUGCGGAGGCUAUUGUGUCGUCUGAAGGCGAAGUUUCAGAGAGCGAGGAAGAAAGUGAGUCCACUCCGCCAAAACGCGCUGCUGACACAGCGCCAACUUGGGGACAACAAUUCAAUGCUACCUCAGGAAUGCAGUUCGACAGUGAAUCAGGACCAAGUGCUUUUAUUAGGGACAUUGAUGAUCCAGAACCUAUCGAUAUAUUCGAAAAAAUAUUUCCAAAAGAGCUAGUUGAGCUAAUCGUUUUCCAAACAAAUUUAUAUGCGACGCAAUCUGGCAAGUCUUUCACUCCAACAACUGACAAUGAAAUACGAACUUUCCUGGGAAUCAACAUUUUGAUGGGUAUAAAGCGUAUGCCAGCAUACAGAGACUACUGGUCUAGUGCCCCAGAACUUCAUGAUCGUUAUAUUGCAUCUCUGAUGGCAGUAAAUCGGUUUGGAUGGUUACUGAGGAACAUUCAUCUGAAUGAUAACACAUUGCAUCCAGAAAAAGGACACCCAGGUUAUGACAAACUGUACAAGCUGCGACCAGUGAUCAAGAUACUAUCUGAAUCUUUUUCCAAGUGUUACCAACCCAGCAAACACCUAGCAAUUGAUGAGUCAAUGAUCAAAUUCAAAGGCCGCAACAGUAUGAAACAAUACAUGAGAGAUAAACCCAUAAAGCGUGGUUACAAAGUGUGGAUGCUGUGUGACAAGACCUCUUACAACUUGAAAUUUGAUAUUUACACCGGAAAAGUAGGUGACACAGUGCAAACAGGCCUUGGGGAGCAUGUAGUGCUGAGUUUGUCCUCUGAACUCGUAAAUAAAGGCCAUUAUCUUUAUUUCGACAACUAUUUCAAUAGCUAUAACUUGUUGGCUGGUUUACAGCAGAGAAACAUAUAUGCCUGUGGGACAGUUCAACCAACAAGGAAACAUUUACCCAAAUUAAAAACAGACAAAGAAUUAAGCAGAGGUGAAUUUGACUGGAGGGUCAGCAACUGUGGCAUCCUCUACUUGAAGUGGAAAGAUAAGAGAGCUGUUCAUCUCCUUUCAAAUUUUCACAGUCCUGAAGUUACUACAGUGACUCGCCGUGAAAGAGAUGGUUCACGCAUAGAGCUACCUUGUCCUCAAGCAGUGAUGGAUUACAAUGCACACAUGAACAAUGUCGACAAGUUCGACCAACUGAAAAAAAUCAUAUGA
Messenger RNA from Schistocerca cancellata (South American locust), 1293 nucleotides. Its product is annotated as piggyBac transposable element-derived protein 4-like. The record is from RefSeq and is a predicted model, not a curated record. NCBI's taxonomy places the organism in Eukaryota, Metazoa, Arthropoda, Insecta, Orthoptera, Acrididae. The transcript has a single exon. The coding region runs from base 1 to 1293 and encodes 430 amino acids.